This is a messenger RNA of Mangifera indica (mango), 1146 nucleotides long. RefSeq lists its product as uncharacterized. Bases 375 to 851 code for a protein of 158 amino acids. The record is from RefSeq and is a predicted model, not a curated record. The transcript has 5 exons. NCBI's taxonomy places the organism in Eukaryota, Viridiplantae, Streptophyta, Magnoliopsida, Sapindales, Anacardiaceae.
AACUCCGAGAAUUCAACCUUCGGCCUUCCAAAAAUAGAUAAAAAAUCUGGACGUUCCUACUUCAGCAACUUCAACGCAUUCCAUCUUUUUUAAUUGACAUUCCCAAUCAAAAUACCUAACCAACGUAUCAUCUUCUCUGCACUCUGUCGUUGAAAGUUGUCUCCUCUCCGGCGGCGAAAGUCGUCUCCUCUCCGGCGUUGUACUGUCUCCCCUCUGGCGCUCGAAAUUUCGGUGAACUCUCCGCGAACUCACUAGAAGUCGUCUUUAAAUCGAUAGUGCAUCGAACUGUUUGUCAUCAUCAGAGCAAUGACGAAGACCGACGGAAACUCGUCUUCUCUCCUAUCAUAUGUGAUUAGGUUUUGAAUCCUGCAGCCAUGGCAGACCAAGGGCUUGACCUGGCUCCUCUCGGUCUCCACCUUUCUCGCCAUGGAACCGGCAGACUCACUCAUCUCCCUUGCGAGAAUGGGAAAGGUUAUGUGCCUUAUGUCAAGAACAUUUUGAAGAAACUCAGUGUUGAAGCGGAGUCAAACCAUGGUGAUGUUCUGGAUGAACUAUACGAACAAUAUGCUUACAUUAUGACUUCUUUGAAGGAUGAACAUUUGGCUGAAAAGAAUAAGAAGCUCUGUAAAAACAUUACUUUUCUUUUUCCAGAUCGUAAUAACUAUUAUCUAUGUGACAUUUGUGAUUUAGGACUUGUAGGUAUGUUUGAUCUAUCAAGUUGUCCAACUUCAAGGAAACUGUUGGUGCCACUUCAAUGUUCCCUCAACAUGCUUGAAGGAGAUACAGGGCUGAGCUGUAUAGAAUUAAGAAGGCAUUUGAUGAAGCAGAACCUUUAUAUUCGGAGGCCAUGAACAUACUUGAGUCCUCAUUUAGUCCUGACUCCUGAAUAUAUGAUCUAUACAAAUUUUGGUGUUGAAAAGAGUGUUCGUCUAGAAGGUUUGAGUGAGGCACAAAUCUCCAAGGCACUCAAAAACCUUGUCAAAGGCGGGGAAGCCCUUAAGGCCUGAAAGUCACUACCCCUCUGGGCAUUAUGGAAUGAAAUGAAAUAAAUGGAUGAGUGGGAAGGUUCCCAACACAGUUUUCACUUUUAUUUUAACAAUCUAAAAGUUUAUUAGUCAAUACUAAGAGUUUACCGUUGAGUUUGCA